Messenger RNA from Ahaetulla prasina, 1367 nucleotides. RefSeq names its product fetuin-B-like. The transcript has 7 exons. The record is from RefSeq and is a predicted model, not a curated record. Gene Ontology annotation, cellular component: extracellular region. Gene Ontology annotation, molecular function: metalloendopeptidase inhibitor activity; cysteine-type endopeptidase inhibitor activity. Gene Ontology annotation, biological process: binding of sperm to zona pellucida; negative regulation of endopeptidase activity. Bases 35 to 1210 code for a protein of 391 amino acids. Lineage: Eukaryota; Metazoa; Chordata; Lepidosauria; Squamata; Colubridae.
GUCUCUUUUAAUUUCCUUCUUGAUUGGGAUACAGAUGUUUCACUUGGUAGCUGCCUCGGCCCAUUCUUCCUUUCUUUACCCAUCAUGCAAUUCUUUGGUGGUAAAGGCCGCUGGAGAAGUGGCCCUUGACAAGCUCAAUGCCGAUCGGUCAGAAGGCUACGUUCUUGCCUUCCAGCGCAUUUUUGAUGUCCGCGAAAUACCCCAGCGGCAUGGCGGUUCUCUUUUCUACAUCAACAUGGAUGUGUUAGAAACGGGCUGCCAUGUCCUGACUCGGAAACACUGGAAAGAAUGCAAGAUUAGAGACAUGCACGAGACGGUCUAUGGCCAAUGUAACGUAGUAAUUCACUUCAACAGAAAUUCGGAUGGUUCACACUUGUACAGUUAUCGCUGUGAUUUACGCCCACUUUGUAGUUCGAUUAUUCUGCGUCUUUGUCCCGAUUGCCCAACACCUGGAAAUACUUCUGAAGCCCAUUUUCAGCAGACAGCAUUGGAGACGCUGGCCAAAUUCAACGCUGAAAAUAAUCAUUUUCAUUACUUUGCCCUUGUUAAAGUCACCAAAGCCAGUACACAGUGGGUCAUUGGUCCUUCCUACUUUGUGGAAUACCUCAUGCAGGAGACUUCCUGUCGCAAAAGUCCACCUGUGUCUGACAUCACUCAGUGCUCCCUCCUCCCAGUUGAAACCGCAGAAAGAGGUCUAUGCAAAGGUUCUGUGAUGAAAGAUGAAGUAGAAAAAAAGAAAUUUGUCACUGUGAAAUGUGAUUUCUUCCCACGCCCGCCACCAGGAACAGGUGAACAGAUUCCACAAUCCACAUCUAGACCUGGGCAGGAGGAGCAUCAGGACGAUGGGGAAAGACCCAGAGAUCGCCAUGAAGAGAGUCGACACCAUCAUCGCCCCUCUCGUCCCCACCACCACAAACAUCGUGGACAGGAUCAGGAAGUCCAGAAGCCACACCAGCCUCAACCCACAGCUGGCAUCCAAGAGACACAAUCAGAGCAAAAGAAACCCGUGGGCAAAGUGAUCAUCCACCCUCCUUCGAGCGAACAUCCAUUACCGGAAGGGCAGGAGCCCAAUCCAACCUCUGGCCCUACUGUUGCUUCUCCAGAACAGGAAGCUGGUCUCACUCAACAAUCAGACCAAUGUCCAGGAGACGCUAUAGUAAAAAUCCCUGGCCUUGAGCUGCCUUCACGGCCAAAGGCUGAAACUUCCUAAACGAAGAGUGAUGUACAACGCUGAUAGCUUUAAUUCAGAGGAAACAAGAGCAAAAACCCUCUGGAUGAGCAGGAAAACAAAGGAAGGGAAAACAUGCUAGAGCUCUUUCAUUACCAAAAAGGAUCUGGAAAUGUAGACGUAGCAAGUAUUAAUAUAU